Myotis brandtii (Brandt's bat) is the source of this 608-nucleotide messenger RNA. Its product is annotated as acyl-coenzyme A synthetase ACSM1, mitochondrial. Gene Ontology annotation, molecular function: fatty-acyl-CoA synthase activity; fatty acid ligase activity. The record is from RefSeq and is a predicted model, not a curated record. Gene Ontology annotation, biological process: fatty acid biosynthetic process; acyl-CoA metabolic process. The transcript is spliced from 2 exons. Lineage: Eukaryota; Metazoa; Chordata; Mammalia; Chiroptera; Vespertilionidae. Bases 6 to 449 code for a protein of 147 amino acids. Gene Ontology annotation, cellular component: mitochondrial matrix.
AACACAUGGUGUGUGAUCUUGACCAGGAAGGCAAGAGAGGCCCCAACCCAGCCCUGUGGUGGGUGAACAGCCAAGGAGACGAAGUGAAGUGGAGUUUCAGAGAGCUGACAGACUUCACCUGCCGCGCAGCCAACGUCUUCACGCAGACCUGUGGCCUGCAGCAGGGAGACCGUCUCGCCUUGAUUCUGCCUCGAGUGCCUGAGUGGUGGCUGGUGGCCAUUGGCUGCAUCCGAACAGGGAUUAUCUUCAUGCCAGGGACAACCCAGAUGAAGGCCAAGGACAUUCUCUACCGACUAAAGGAGUCUAAUGCCCAGAGCAUCGUGACCACAGAUGCCCUUGCCCCGGAGGUGGACUCUGUGGCUUCUGAGUGUCCCGCUCUGAAAACCAAGCUCCUGGUGUCUGACCACAGCCGUGAGGGGUGGCUGGACUUCCGAUCUCUGAUUCAGUGAGUUUCGGGUCUGAUGGAGGUGCUCUCUGAGGAACGGUGGGAGAAGGCCCUCCGCACCCAAGCGCUGUAGACAGACAGCUGGUGGUAGGAAGCUCACCAGGCCUGGCUCCAGAAACCUCUUCCCAGCUGUGUCCCUGACCUGCUGUGUGACCCUGGGCUA